This is a messenger RNA of Empidonax traillii (willow flycatcher), 609 nucleotides long. RefSeq names its product glutamine amidotransferase-like class 1 domain-containing protein 3A, mitochondrial. Bases 93 to 581 code for a protein of 162 amino acids. The transcript has 3 exons. The record is from RefSeq and is a predicted model, not a curated record. Lineage: Eukaryota; Metazoa; Chordata; Aves; Passeriformes; Tyrannidae.
GCAGGAGGAGAAGGAGGGACGGAGGCGCCAGGCCUGGAUUCGCGGCCUGGAGCAGCCCCUUCCCGGGCCUGAGGAGCGCGGGGGCGGCUGCCAUGGGCAAGCGGGUGGCCCUGGUGCUCGCCGGCUGCGGCGUCUUCGAUGGCAGCGAGAUCCACGAGGCGUCGGCGGCGCUGGUGCACCUGAGCCGAGCCGGCGCCGAGGUGAAGAUAUUUGCCCCCAAUAUUGAGCAAAGAGAUGUAGUCAAUCACCUAAAAGGAAGUCCAGCAGAAGAGAAGAGAAAUGUGUUAGUUGAAAGUGCCAGAUUGGCAAGAGGAAACAUUCAGGAUUUGGCUGAACUGAAAGCUGCUGACUUUGAUGCGGUUAUUUUCCCUGGUGGUUUUGGCGUAGCAAAGAACCUGUGUUCCUGGGCUGUAGAUGGCAAGAACUGUACUGUCAACGAGCAGGUCAGCUCCACGCUCCAAGCUUUCCACAGUGCUAAAAAGCCCAUUGGUUUGUGCUGUAUAUCACCAGUUCUGGCAGCUAAAGUCUUUCCUGGUUGUGAGGUUACGGUUGGCCAAGAUAAAAAUGUGGAUGGAAGGUAAGAAGGAAAUGGAUGGAGAUGAUUUACAU